Messenger RNA from Anopheles nili, 1027 nucleotides. RefSeq names its product matrilysin-like. Gene Ontology annotation, biological process: extracellular matrix organization; proteolysis; collagen catabolic process. Gene Ontology annotation, cellular component: extracellular matrix. Gene Ontology annotation, molecular function: zinc ion binding; metalloendopeptidase activity. Bases 36 to 773 code for a protein of 245 amino acids. The record is from RefSeq and is a predicted model, not a curated record. The transcript has 2 exons. NCBI's taxonomy places the organism in Eukaryota, Metazoa, Arthropoda, Insecta, Diptera, Culicidae.
AAUAUCAGAGCUUCAAUGGUCUGAGAAACACCGGGAUGCUAGACGCAGCCACAACCGAAAUGAUGAUGCGUCCUCGUUGCGGAGUUAAGGAUAAGUAUCAUGAAGCCCAAGACAUGACAGCCGAAAGCUAUGUCCUUCAAGGUCGGUGGCCGAUAAACCGUUUAACGUACAGGGUAUCAAAGUACACUAGGUGGUUGGAGCCAAGGGUCGUGGAUCAAGAAAUUGCGAAGGCGUUCCGUAUGUGGAGUAGGCAUACCGAUCUAACCUUCAUACCGAAGAAAAACGGACCCGUGCACAUUGAAAUUCGCUUUGAAAAAUACGGUCAUGGUGAUAGUUUCCCGUUCGAUGGACCAGGACGGGUAUUAGCCCACGCUUUCUUCCCAAAAUUUGGUGGUGACAUUCAUUUUGACGAAACGGAGCAGUGGACCGUCAAUUCACCGAAAGGAACUAAUUUGUUCCAGGUGGCUACUCACGAGAUUGGUCAUUCACUCGGACUCUCGCACACUCACGACCAAUCUGCGGCAAUGUUUGAUGCCUAUCUCGGAUAUGAUCCGAACUUCCAGCUAAGGCGGGAUGAUAUUCUUGGUAUACAAAGGUUGUACGGCCCGAAAAAAAAUUACGGACGCUUGCACUCUUUCAACCCAGACAGUAAAAUUCUUGCGGAUAUCAUCACGAGCUGGCCCUUGGAAUCGGAAGAAUCGGAGAAAUGGGCACCUCUGGAAAUUGAUGAUAUUUCCCAACCAGACAACGAUGAUACCUUCGUCUUUGAGUGAUAACUACUAUCGCAUCAAUGAAAAAUUAUCCACAGUAAGCUUAAAUAGUACAAGAUAUCCGGCGCUGACUUGCUCAUGAAUCGAAAUUAACUUGCAGGUCGAACAUUAAGAGCCACCAAACCCGAGACGAACUGCAUUUUAGUGGCUUGGCCGCAAUAACCAGGUUGAGAUCUUCAACCCACCAAGCUAUGAACAUUUACAAAUCUUCGAAGAUACCACAUCAACGCGAUAGGCAAUGCAAAGAUCAUCAAAUA